This is a messenger RNA of Lagopus leucura (white-tailed ptarmigan), 2953 nucleotides long. It is a transcript of the gene ITGA3, whose product is annotated as integrin subunit alpha 3. Gene Ontology annotation, cellular component: integrin complex; external side of plasma membrane. Bases 23 to 2806 code for a protein of 927 amino acids. Gene Ontology annotation, molecular function: integrin binding. NCBI's taxonomy places the organism in Eukaryota, Metazoa, Chordata, Aves, Galliformes, Phasianidae. The transcript is spliced from 24 exons. The record is from RefSeq and is a predicted model, not a curated record. Gene Ontology annotation, biological process: leukocyte migration; integrin-mediated signaling pathway; cell-matrix adhesion.
CGACAAGUACAUCAUUGAGGACAUGUGGUUGGGGGUGACGGUGGCCAGCCAACGGCAGCCAGCUGGCAGGGUGCUGGCGUGUGCUCACCGUUACACCAAAGUGCUGUGGUCGGGCAGCGAGGACCAACGGCGCAUGGUUGGACGCUGCUACGUUCGGGGCAACGACCUCAGCUUGGAUCUGAGCGACGAAUGGCAGACGUACCACAACGAGAUGUGCAACUCCAACAUGGACGCCGAAGAGACCGGCAUGUGCCAGAUGGGUGCCAGCGCUGGCUUCACUGCCAACAUCAUCUAUUUUGGGGCACCUGGAGCCUAUAAUUGGCAGGGUACCAAUUACAUGCUGCAGCGGGAGACGUGGGACCUGCACGACUUCUCCUACCCCAACGAGAAGAACGGCAACACCUACAUAGGUUACGCAGCAGAGGUGGGCAGCGGGGUGCUGCAGCAGGAGGCGGUGACGGUGGUGGCCGGAGCCCCCCGCUAUCAGCACACUGGGGCUGUGUACCUGCUGAGCACCAGCCCCCAGCAGACCCUGCAGAGGAGUGGGCUGCUGCGAGGCCGCCAGGUCGGCUCCUACUUCGGCAGCGCCGUGGCUUUGGCAGAUCUCAACAAUGAUGGGUGGCAGGACCUGGUGGUGGGAGCCCCCUACUACUUCAAGCGGAAGCAGGAGGUGGGGGGGGCCGUCUAUGUGUACAUGAAUGAGGCUGGGGGCUUCCAGCCCGAGCCCAGCCUGGAGCUCACGGGGCCCAGCUACUCCGCCUUCGGCUUCGCCAUCGCCAGCAUAGGGGACAUCAACCAGGAUGGCUUCCAGGACAUCGCUGUGGGGGCUCCCUUUGAGGGGCCAGGCAAGGUGUACAUCUACCACAGCAGCGCCGAAGGACUGCGGCGCAUCCCCAGCCAGGUGAUCAGUGGGGCAGAGCUGGGCCCUGCCAGCAUGCAGACCUUUGGCUACGCUCUCAGCGGAGGGCUGGACGUGGAUGGCAACUCCUACCCCGACCUGCUGGUGGGCAGCCUGGCAGAGCGCGUGGUGCUGCUCCGUGCUCGUCCCGUCAUCAACAUCCUCGACAAAACCUUCACCGUCACCCCCAGCAAAGUGGACCCUGCACGUUGCACGCCUGACUCCUGCAUCACAGUGACCGUCUGCUUCGCCUACAACCAGAGCGCCGGUGACCCCACGUACAAGGAGAGGAUCACCCUGGAAUACACCCUGGAGGCAGACAAGGAGCGACACCCCCCCAGGGUGAGGUUUUUGGGGACGCACUCGGCCACGUUCCGCGGCGCCUUCCGCAUGCCUGACACACGCUGCGAGAGCAAGGAGCUGCUGCUGCUGGAUAACAUCCGUGACAAGCUGCACCCCAUCGUGCUCUCCAUGAACUACUCACUGGUGGAGCAGCCCCGCAGCUUCCAGCUCGGCCCCCACUCCCUCAACGCAUUCCCCGUCCUCAACCAGGACCAGUCCCACCAGAACGAGACCAAGGUGGAGUUCCAGAAGGAGUGCGGCUCCGACAACAAGUGCUACAGCAACCUGCAGCUGCAGAGUGCCUUCGUCACCGAGCAGAACCAGCCCCUGCCCAGGCUGAAUGGCACUCAGGUGCUGCACUACAGCCGGGACACACGCAAGCUGCACCUGAGCAUCAACAUCACCAACACCCCAACCUCUGCCUCCAACGGGGAGGAUGCCCACGAGGCUCUGCUCAACAUCACGGUGCCCAGCAGCCUCCUGCCCUCCUCUGUCCGCCCUAGCGGUGCGUGCACCUUUGCGGAGACGGUGCUGUGCGAGUUGGGCAACCCCUUCAAACGGAACCAGAGGGCAGAGCUGAUCAUCACCUUCGAGGCCAUCGGCAUCACACUGGACACGCGGGAGGUGGCGGUGUGGCUGGAUCUGUCCACGCAGAGCACGCAGGACGACCUGCAGCCCGUGCUGGCCCAGCUGCUGGUGGAUUACAGCCUGCAGUCCUCGCUGAGCGUAGCCCCUGCACACCUGCAGUCCCACUUCAGCGGGAUGGUGAUGGGCGAAUCGGCCAUGCGCAGUGAGCAGGAUGUGGGCAGCCCGCUGGCCUUCGACUUCCAGGUGAUGACUAAGGGUGAGGCGUUGGGCACGCUGGGCACCAUCGUGCUGGGCUUCGAGUGGCCCUAUGAGAUCCCCAAUGGCAAAUGGCUGCUGUACCCCACCGAGAUCCGAAUCAACAGCAACGGCACCUGCAGCCCCCCCGGGGGGGUCGUCAACCCCCUCAACCUCACGCUGCUGGAGGAUGGGACCCCCACCCGGCACCGACGGGAGCUGGGGGGGGCUGAGCCUGGAGAGCCCCCCAUUACCUUGGCCACAGGCAAGAAGGCAAAGUCAGAAGUGCUGCUGAGCUGCUCCCAAGGCACAGCACGCUGCAUUUGGUUCGAGUGCCCGGUCCCUGCAGCGCAGCACCCCGCAACCUUCCGCGUCCGCGCUCGAGUGUGGAACAGCACCUUCAUCGAGGAAUACCGCAGCUUUGACCGGGUGAAGGUGGACGGCACCGCCACGCUGUUCCUCCGCACCCACGUCCCCACCAUCAACAUGAGGAACCACACGGUGCGGUUCUCAGUGGAUGUGGACUCGGAGCUGACGGAGGAGCAGCCGCCGCAGGUGGCGCUGUGGUUGGUGUUGGUGGCGGCGGCGGCGGGGCUGCUGCUGCUGGGGCUGAUCAUUGUGCUGCUGUGGAAGUGCGGUUUCUUCCGACGGGCCAGCACGCGUGCAAUGUACGAGGCCAAGGGGCAGAAGGCGGAGAUGCGCAUCCAGCCGUCGGAAACCGAGCGGCUGACGGACGACUACUAACGGGGGUGGGGGGGGGAAACGCAGCCCCACUGCACCCCCCGGCGCCCGCGCCGCCCGCCCGUGUGACUUCUUCCAGCGGACUCGCUAUUACCGGGUGAUGCCCAAAUACCACGCGGUGCGGAUCCGACAGGAGCAGCGCUACCCGCC